AUUGUCAUGUGACCUUCGAUGUCAUCAUAAACACAAAAAUCACACACACACACACACACACACACACAAACAAACAAACAGAUAAAAGCAACCGCACUAACGGCAAAAUGCAUAUCAGUAAAGUUAAUUGAAUAAGUAAUGUAGGCAGUGCUAGGAGGCAAAUUCGUUGCCGUUAGCUUGGCCGAUGCUAAGGCAUGAUGGAGAUAAAAAAAAAAAAAGGUUUCAAACGCCGUGACAACUGUUUACUUGUUUAAACCUUCAACAGGUUAACAAUUUAUUCCGACACUAUUAAACAAGUCCUGCUUAACCAAGGUCUAAUACUUAAUAAAAGCUGACACGCUGUCUUCGGCCUUUCUUUCUGAGUUCGUCCGCACCAGUCCCGUUGCAUUAUGGGAUUUUUUGACUCUCGUACUGUCCAUCGGUUGCAUACUGCAAAAUCUCACCGGAAGCAGUACAUCAUCCGGGUAUUCCUCACAUACUGUUUCUCGCCUACUGAGAAUUCGGACAUACCACCCCUCUGAUGUACUGCUUUUCGCCUACUGUGUUGGGUAGUGCGCCAUUUUGGACACUGCCUACCUUUACAGUCCCUUCAGUAUUUAGCGAUUUAGCGAUCGUAGAAAUUAAUGCAAAAUCAAGCAAACCCCGUAAUAUUCAGAGGACCGUGCAAUUUUUCAAAAUUUCCACAUAUUUGGGCCAAGACGCGUUGUGUGACGUCAUCACAACACGCUUUCAGCCAAAGCCUUCGAUUCAUGUGCGUCGAAAUUGAGUACAGCUAAAAGGUCUCAUUUACCAACAAACAACACUGCGAAAGACAAUUGCAAUUUUGCCAAUUCAAGUAGUUUCUCACAAAAACUCCGGAAGUUGCAUCACAAGUUUGGAAAAAUGCACAGCAAAAUCAAGUAUUAUUUGCCGCAGCAGUCACAAAAAACUGCAAAAUCAUGUACAGACUGCUUAUACAUACAGUACAUUGUUUACGAAAGCUACCUUUCCUAAUUAUCCAAUGAAACUUUAAAGAACCCAUGAUCCACCCUUAUGCAUUAACUGGGUACGUGUAUGGUACAAACUGCAAAUUACUGGUAAUAAUUUUCUUUCUAAUACCUAGAACCAGGCAUAUGACAUUCAACUAAACUGUCCAGGUACUUGCAAGGUGCUUAGAAUAACAUGAUUAUUAUUAUAGUUUAUUUAUACCAAAUAGGUACCUAACACCCCCCCCCCCCCCCCCCCAAGAAAAAGCUGUGAACUGCUGCUUUGCUAUUAAUUAGCCAAUAAUUAAGGAUUGUGACUCAACUUGUUCACAUUUAAGGUGACAAAAAUGGCACAUUAUCAGGCACUGCAAAAAGAAACCAAUAGGAAAAGUUUGGGAAUUUUUUUUGAGGUAAUGGGGAAAUACUGUGGCUGGGGUUAUUAUUUGCAUGCACUGGAUGAAGCUGGUUGGUUAACGUCUGGGGAAUACCAGCCAUGGGUGUGGGGUGUGUAUUUAACCUGGCUGCUCAAAGCUGGCUGCUAUUCAGCUUGUGGAUAAUAACCGAGGUUUGAUAUAAUUGUAGCUCUUCAUAAUAAUAAUAAUGAUAAUAAUAAUAAUAAUAAUAACAAAAAAUUGAGUACAUUUAGAAGGUCUGCAGUGGAGAAGACAAGCAAGAAAAAUGAAGAGGAGUUUUAAAACCUUGUUUAAGAAAAAAUGUCAAGAUAGGCAAGAGGAACGUUUGGUGAGCUCAGAGCCCUCUGGUGCUGCAGAUGAAGAUCCCAGACAACAAACCGAUUGCCCCAUGAACACAACAGACCAGUUUGGUGCAGAUACCCAAAUGUCCCCUCAAGACACAAUCCUUUCAAUUUUCAUAGAUACACUUGCUGGAGACACAUAUUUACAGGAGCUAAAAGCCACAGCUGAGCAGGUGAAACAGUGUGAUAUCAUACCUGAUGGAAAUGAGGGCUCUGACAGCUACUCUCAGUUCAGGUUGAAAGACUACCUCACAGCAGUGGAAAUGUUUGUACAUAAUAACUUUCCUGCACUGCCAACAAACUCACAGCCAUACACUGGGGAAUACCUGAAUGAUGCUAUGAGUUUCAUAUGUAACAAGGUGACUGGCUUAGUUCCAGUCUUAGAAGAUUCGAGACUAGUCAAUUACCUGCUUGACAGUUAUAAUCGUCGCCUGUUUAGCAUGCUGCGCUUCUUAAUGGAUAGAAGUUCAUCAGUAAAAGACUCCUUGUUCCUUCUACAAUGGGUGAAAAAUACAUACUUUAGGCAGGCCCAUAAAGCAUGCCUGAUCACACAGAAUUGUGUGCUCAGUGUAUCAGACCCUCUCCUGCUGGCUGACUGGUUGGAGUAUUCAAAGCAGAAAUUCCUUACACUCCUUCAGGAAAAUAUCUCGACUACACUGCACAGCAUCUUGCAACAUGAUGAACCUAAUGGUGUUUGUUGUGAUGACAGCAGUGAGGAGGCUUUCAUUCAAGUCCAACUUGAUGUCAUACAGUUUCUGAAUGCACAUAUUCAGGCAAGUAAAACAGUCAGCCACACCCUUAAAACUGCUGUUCAAAGACUUUGUUGUGAUGAACUUCACAGUUUCAUACAGAGGUAUGUGAAUGCACAGAGGGCCAACAAGGCAAAUUUACUGAGUCACUUCAGGACAAUUUAUACCUGUAGGCAACUCAGGUCGUAUGCUCUGAGCAUUAUUGAUUCAAACAAUAACACUGAUUCAUCCACUGUCCUGAUGUUAGAAAACAUGGAGACUCAAUCUUUAUUCAGUGCACAGCAGUUGUUUGCAAACAUAGCAAAGGACAAUUUAAAGAAGUAUUUUACCAAAGAGGAUGGACAUUUAAAUAAUAUGAUGAUCAUAAGUCAAAAGAUGCUUGCAACUUUACCGCACAUGGAACAGGGAGAGGAGACAAAAGAGCUUAUUGUAAAGGCAGCAUACCACAGUGUUACCAGAGCAUACCUGCAGUGUUUAAUGCAGAGAAAGUACAAAAAAUUGGAAAAGAGAUGGAACGAUGUGGGAAAGAAGAUAAUGUGCGAUGCUGAACUUUUCCACUCCAAAUUUGCAAAACAGAAUGGAAGUGAUGAUGAGCAGAAAAUUGUCCUGUUGAAAAUGGGUGAGAUUCUGCAGUGCCGUCAUGUAGAUACUCUUAAGCUUAUCUGCUCGGAACUGUAUGUCACAUUCCCUGAGGAGAGUGAGGAGUACAUACCUGCCCUACUGUACUGGAGAGGGGCAUUGUCAAGACGACAGAUUAAGAAAAUAAUUCAUGUGAGUAGGGAUGUUGAAGAUCAUGUCAGAAAUGGAGACCACCUCAGACCCCAUCCCCAUGUGUACUGCUGCUGCUGUCUUUGUUGAAUAUAAUGACAAAGCAGAUGACCAGUGUCUGGCCCAAGACUUUCAUGUGUGCAUGAGUUUUCUCCCCCUUAUGUUUUGUCUAAAGACACUAUUGUAACACUAAUUGAAGGUUUAUGGGAAAUUAUUUUAAAUGGUUUUAACUUUGACAUUCCAGUUAUUGCUCGAUUUAUCGUAUUUAUUUAUAAAUUUUCUAAAUAAUAUGAAUUAUAUUAAUGCUCAUCAUAAUUUUGCUACAUUUUGGUAGUAAUUGAAAGCUAUUCCUGGGGAGGUGGAAUGUUGCAUUGGCCUUCUUGAUGUUAUUUCACAGUUAUUACGUGAUUGUUCAUCAUAUUGCACUGGACCUAUUUACACUACAUUGUGUUUGCCUACGGUCUAACUAAGCUAACAGAUAUUAAGCUUUAACAAUUGAUUUGUUUAAAUAUAAACAGGAAAUGUAUUUCAAAAGGGCAGGGCUCUAUGUGUCAUGUAUCAACAUUUGAUUUAAUUAUAUUAAAAUUGUUUUGAUUCUGUUAAAUUAUUUUUACAUUCAUAUUUAGACCUUGCUGUGUCUGUCUAUUUUCUUACGUUUCUGAAGAGAAUGACAUUAGCUUGUUAGAUUAUUGCCCUAAUUCUUGCUCUCAAGCAACAAGAAACAUGUUACUUGAGUGUUUUAACCUUUUUAAAGCGUUAGAACUCCUUUAUGAAAAUUCACAGCAUUUCCACUUGAGGGCAGCAUUGUAUAUUUUGACUUAAACUAGUGUUAAAGUAAACCAUAGAGGCACGCUUGGAGAAUAUCCAACCACGUUCACAAUGUUCUGUUUUCUUGCAGUUACAAGUUACAAUACAUUACACUGACUCAAUCCAAAUCAGCAAAUUGCCUAAAACCUACUAUCCUUUGCUGAGUUUUCUUACAAUAAUACCAUGGAAGGCAGGAGCUCUGUGCCUCUGUAGCAAAUGUAUCUAUUAAACUUGAUAUAGCAUUAAAAUGA
This is a messenger RNA of Ictalurus punctatus (channel catfish), 4294 nucleotides long. Its product is annotated as exocyst complex component 3. Lineage: Eukaryota; Metazoa; Chordata; Actinopteri; Siluriformes; Ictaluridae. The record is from RefSeq and is a predicted model, not a curated record. Gene Ontology annotation, biological process: exocytosis; exocyst localization. Gene Ontology annotation, cellular component: exocyst. Gene Ontology annotation, molecular function: SNARE binding. The coding region runs from base 1644 to 3326 and encodes 560 amino acids. The transcript has 10 exons.